This is a messenger RNA of Scophthalmus maximus (turbot), 3092 nucleotides long. It is a transcript of the gene vegfd, whose product is annotated as vascular endothelial growth factor D. The coding region runs from base 834 to 1781 and encodes 315 amino acids. Gene Ontology annotation, biological process: vascular endothelial growth factor signaling pathway; positive regulation of angiogenesis; positive regulation of mast cell chemotaxis. The record is from RefSeq and is a predicted model, not a curated record. The transcript has 9 exons. Gene Ontology annotation, cellular component: membrane. Gene Ontology annotation, molecular function: growth factor activity; chemoattractant activity; vascular endothelial growth factor receptor 3 binding. Lineage: Eukaryota; Metazoa; Chordata; Actinopteri; Pleuronectiformes; Scophthalmidae.
UCCCCUCACACGUUACGGAGGUCUGGAUCACAUUGGAAACACAUGUUACUGCUCUUUGGCUGUGUGCGGUUUGGCAACUCCGGAGGAGAGGACACUGAUGGGGGAUUUAACAGGCAGGGGAACUGAUCACUUGACAGACACACAUAAAGGAGAAGAAAAAGCAGGACGGGAACACUCGAGCAAAUAAAACGCCGCGUUUGGAGGCAGCACGGCCAGCAGCAGUGGGAGAGACAUAGGGGCAGACGCCGAGACGGACACACUAUCUUCUUAGAUCUGUCCUAUAGAGGAAGAGACUGUGUGGCCCCUUCUUGCACCUCAGGGUCUUCAUUUGGACAAACCACAGUCGGAGAUCAAUGCGGAGCACUGAGGUGGGACAGAAGGAAAGUUUAACGUGCAGUACAAAUAUUUUAACCACAGAAAUUAGCAGUUAAAGGAAACCAGAAGUCUCAGGAGGCGGGAUUACAGAGGGGAACCGUUUUGAUUAGAAGGAUUUGUUCAGAUCAUCUUGCUGGAGGCCCCGUAAUACCUCCCAGGCCUUCAGUCCAUUGGGAUUUGUUGAUAAAGAGUCUUCAAGGGAAUCCUAACUUCAGUUUUUUUUUUUCUUUUUUUCUGAGGUAAUUUCCAACUUCUAACUUCAAGUGGUGGUGUUAUUUAACGGGACACUUCAGGCUUCGGCAUCAAAGCUUCUGCAGUGAGAGGGACGGAGCCGGUCUGGGAAACUGAGUCAGAGAGGCAGUCGUUUCUUUUAAGUGCUUUCUGUCAGCGAGCAAAAAGGGCGACGGGUUCAUACUGCUGAGCGCUGCUGAGCGGAGACGGCGGGGCAGAGCCGAGGGAUGAUGAUGUUGACGAUGAUGAAGAUGAAACGGACCCUGUGCCGACUCUCCUGCCUGGUGACCCUGGUGGUGGAGCUGAGCUGGAUAGACGUGGGCCACGGCAUGCACCGGGAGGGAGCGAGUAGGGUGCGGUGGCAGUGGGAGAGAAAGGUGCGGUCGGCCUCCAGCCUGGACGAGUUGCUGAGGCUCGCGGACUUUCCCGACUGGCAGCUGUGGAGGUGUCGUCUGAGGCUGCAGCAGCCGGAGGGCCCCUCCUCUCUGCCUCCGGGGGGGUCACACCGCUCGACGCGCUUCGCGGCCGAAUCCUACAGCCUGGAGAUACUGAAAGCCAUAGACGAAGAGUGGCAGCGGACUCAGUGCAUGCCGAGGGAAACGUGCGUGGACGUGGCCAAGGAGCUGAGCACUGACCCGUCAAUGUUCUUCAAGCCGCCUUGUGUGUCCGUCCACAGGUGCAGUGGUUGCUGCAAUCAGGAGGGCAUCACCUGCAGAAACACGACUACGGUCUACGUGAAUAAAACUGUGCUCAGUGUCAUUCCAUUCAACUUUGUACCGGAGCCCGUCCUGAUAAAAGUAGCCAACCAUACGGAGUGUAGGUGCAUGGAGCCCGCCAUUAUACGGCGCAACGCCCAGCCUCACAGGAGCAGUGGCUGCUCCCCAACCAGCCAGCUCUCGGCGACAGAGGACUCCAGGAGACUUUGUGCCAGCGGGUUGAUCUGGGAUUGUUCCGCUGACAGAUGCGUACCUUACCCUUCCAGCACGCCAGAGUUUCCACUCAGUUCUUGGAUGCCCGACUGUGAAAUAGACGUGGAGCGCUGCGACUGUCUUCCCAGACCCGAGCCGACCCUGCAGCCACGACCUCACCAUCGCUGCCAUCUCAACUCCUCGUACUGUGACCACAUGAAUCUACGCUUUGAUCAGGCCUCCUGCAGAUGCAGACGGCCCAAGUAGAAGUCCACUGGGGGAAAUUCAACCACGACAACCUGCCCACCAGUGAAAUUGGGAGGCGGAGAGAAAAGGCUCAUAAUUUAUUUACAGUCUUAUUUAUGCUGAUCACUUUACCUAAUUAAGAUGAUGUUAACUCACAGGAUCGUGUUAAUUGAUUUAUUUUUAACAUUCUUACCUUAUGUUUCAAUCAACGUGUCCAGUUGACCUUUUUGUAUAUUUGUCCUUUGUGCACUGAAUAUGUAGUUUAUAUUAAAAGAUUAUUUUUAUAAGUGGAACUUGCUUUGAAUGUAUGAAUUAUUGCUUGACUCCUAAUCAACAUGUUUUUUUUUUUUACCAACAUCCCACUUUUUUUGGUCAAAUUUAAUGCAUUUGUUUUAUUUUCUUAUUCAGAAUCAGUGAGAAGGAGGCCUCACCUUCGUGCAGAGCUUUCCUUUUGCUUCAUUGGUCACAAAGGGCCACAGAAACCUAUCUUGAAUUGAAAUGUAAAGUGAAAAAUAAUAAUAAAAGGUAAUUGUUGUUACUUGUAAAAGGAAAGUCUGAUGCAGUCUGUAGGAAGCCCUCAAUAUUUGCUUUUCUACCAAACAAGGAGCCCAAGCAUCAAAUCAUUUGUGCCCUCGGAGUCAAGGUCUCUAUUCAGUGGAGAGUAUGUGAAUGUGUGGACGUAGAAGAGGGCUUUUCAUUCACGAUGCACACGCACAGACGGAGUAGUUUCUACAAAGGAGAGAAAAAAGUUGAUAGAAAACUUCAACACACUCACGGCCAUGAUGUUAGACAAAUUGUGCAUACUGUAUAUAUUAAAUACUGACUUUUAGGGUGAAUACUGUCGCAAAACAAGUAUUUCAUAUGGGUCAUCACUUUAGAUCAAUUAAUAGAGAUCUGUAUACGAUUUUACAAAGUUUUUUUUCUGUUGAUUAGUGUCACACAAAAAAUACAUAAUUUUCAUACGCACUGUACAACGACUGCUAAUAUAAGUUUGGAGUCAGUGCAUUGCUCUCUAUUUAACAUCUGCAAUUUUUUUAUUUGCCAGAUGGUGGCAGGCUUGAUAGAACUAUAUCUACUCCUCCAUAUGUCUUGUACUGGAUAUAUGUAAAGUAUUUGAGCUUCCAGGUGAAACUCCAUAUUAUCUCAUAAUGACCUGCAGCACAAACGACGCAGACUGAGUGGGCUGUAAAUACAGCAUCUCAUAAAAACCUCUCCGUCAUUUUUAAAUGUGUUUAUUUUACUUUUGUUGCUUGGUGCAUGUAUUGAUUUCCUGUUUCCCCAGCAUUGCAGCUGAUCUUUGACAUGUAAACAUUAAAGCACACUGUGCAUGCG